Etheostoma cragini (Arkansas darter) is the source of this 6265-nucleotide messenger RNA. RefSeq names its product immunoglobulin superfamily, member 3 (gene igsf3). NCBI's taxonomy places the organism in Eukaryota, Metazoa, Chordata, Actinopteri, Perciformes, Percidae. The coding region runs from base 953 to 4111 and encodes 1052 amino acids. The transcript is spliced from 9 exons. The record is from RefSeq and is a predicted model, not a curated record.
UGCCAAACAGGAAGCCGGGAAAUAACCUUGGAAGAACAGCGGUGUACUGAUUGUGUCUGGGAACAGAUCACAGCAUUUGCCAGACAGAUUAUAAUUAAGCAGUAGCGUUAGAACUCAUGAGUAAAGUAGCUUUCUUUGGCUGUUAAGCGUCUUGUUUUAUGCACUUGUCUUUGCGCGUUUUAGUGCCAUGAAUUAGGAUACACCGGCUCAGGUGUAUCGGUGGUAAAAUUGAGGUCCCGGUGUUUGGAGUUAAAGUCAUUGAUUAAUCUGAUUUAUUGUGUCAGAGCACAAAGCCUUGUCUGCUUCAUCUAGAGCGCCCGCCCAUUGGGCUUUCUGCGGAGCGAUAGUGGGAGAUUGAUUAUAGUCUCCGGGAUUUGCCGUGGAGCCAGAGCCUGCUUGGACUGCGAUUUGCUCUCUCAUCAGUGAAAGAGGAAAAUCCUAGCAAGGAACUAUUUCACAUUCUAUUUCACACUCUCAGAUCCCCUGUACACAUUUAGCCGGCUGUCUAUGAUCCGGUUUUUAUAAUACGCGCAAGUCACGCCGGCACUUUCGUCUUUUUACCGUGGAGGAUGAGAGAGUGAAUCGCCUCCGCAGUCUCGGAUGCGUAGUAAAGGGGGAGUGGGUUGGGUCGCCUAGGCGCCUGGCAUACUCACACGACGUCAGCGAUAAAAAGCAAGAUAGGUGUUGUAGAUAUAGGUGAGGGGGGAAGCAGCACCUGAGGCUUUUUUAAUCAGGAGGACACCGAAGAGGUUAGCCGGACACUGACAACCCGCCGGACUCACGGCUGACUCACAGGAUUGGACUCUCAAGACAGGCACCGACCGCUUUUGUCGCCCGGGAUUCGUACUUGUUUCUCCUUCAUGACCAGCACUUAACCACACUGUCAAGCCCGACCAGACACCCCUCCUCCUCUGAAGGGAAUAUUACAAGUGAAUCUGCGGGGCAACACACAAUGGCAACCGAUGCGCUCCUUCUUGUCUGUGCGCUCCUUGCCGGUGUUGCCGUUGCUCAGAGAGUGGUAACUCUGCAAAGUGGACCACUGGUACGGACUGAGGGCUCUCACGUAACCAUCUUGUGCAACGUGACGGGCUACAAAGAGGGGGUGGAGCAGGACUUUGAGUGGUCCAUGUACCUGCCAUCAGCACCGGACAGGGAGAUUCGCAUCGUGAGCACGGCUCAGUCAAACUAUGCCUAUGCCGUGUACGCCCAGAGGGUCAAUAGUAAAGAGAUCUAUGUGGAGAGGAUGAGCGGUGACUCAGCUGUGCUUCACAUCACCAAAGUGCAGGCCAAGGACCAGGGUCUGUUUGAGUGUUACACACCUAAUACAGACGGGCGGUACCUGGGAUCCUACAGCGCACGCACCAACCUCACUGUCAUCGCUGAUUCGUUGACGGUAGUAGCUCCAGCCCAGACUCUGUCCAAGGUUGAAGGCGACACACUACAGCUUACCUGCGAGGUGUCUCGGACCACACAGCAGCACACUCACUUAUCAGUGGGUUGGUACCUGCGGUCCCCAGAGGACGCGGCGGCACCCCCUCAGGAGCUAGUCACCUUGUCAAGGGACUUUGUUCUCCGCUCUGGGGGACCGUACCGGCAGAGGAUGGCGGCAGGGGACCUCAGGCUGGAUAAAACCAGCGCUACGUCCUACAGGCUGACCAUUCACAAGCUGCAGCCGGUGGACCAGGGCCUGCUUUACUGCCAGGCUGCUGAGUGGAUUCAAGACACGGACGAAAGCUGGUUUGCCAUGACCCGCAAGCAGAGCGACAAGACUCAGCUCCGCAUUCAGCCCACUGAUCGUGACUUCAGCAUCCAGGUGAGCACGGAGCGACGGUCCUUCACGGCCGGUGAGCCGCUGGAGCUUCGCUGCACCAUUGAGGCCCAGAAUGUCCCAGAGCGCUUCUUCUCGGUGUCGUGGGUCUUCAGCAGCUCACCGGUGGCCGUGGUGGGCCCCAGUGCCGUGCCUGUCCUGGGCCCCGAUUACAUUGACCGUGAAGCGGCUGGCCACAUGACAGUGCGUAAAGAGAGCGCCAACGUGCACCUCCUCAAGCUGCAGCACCUACACCCUGAAGAUGCUGGGAAAUACAUCUGUCGUGUGACAGAGCGGGAGAAGACGCCCACGGGAGACUUCAUCGACCGCAGCAAGAGGUCCCGCAAUGUCCAGAUCACAGUCCAGCCGCUCAAGAGCAACAUCACAGUGUUAUUGUUUAGCAACUCGUCGGAGGUCCUGGAGGGCAAUGUGAUCCAGUUGAUUUGCUCUGUCCAUUCCACUACUGGGCCCCUGUCUGUUGUCUGGCAGUGGACAGACAAGCAGGUGACAGGACCGGCCCUGGAGGUGGCCUCCAUCGAUCGGGAUGGCACUGUAUGGCACAGCCCCUCUUACAGAGAGCGCUCCAGCUACGGGGAGGUACGCGUGGAGAAAGUGCGAGCUGAUACAUUCUCUUUGUCCCUGUAUAAUGUCUUACCUGGGGAUGAGGGCCAAUACCGCUGCACAGCCACUGAGUGGCUUCAGACCGGCACUGAGCCAGAGCUAAACUGGGAGAAGAUAGGAGAGAAGUCAACCAGCAAGACCGUCACCGUCAAGACUGUUGAGUCCUCCUUUAUGGUGUCGGCCUCAUCACGGACGCCAUCGGUUACCUUUGGCGACUCCUUUGACCUCCUGUGCCUGGUGAAGCCUCGUCACAACCCUCGUGUCCCAACCUCCGUGACCUGGCGCUUCAUGCCGGCUGGCCCAGAAGUUGGCGACGAGGAUCCGGGAGAUUUCAAAGACCUGGUCACCUUCACCCGCGAGGGCACGCUGCAAUGGGGGGAGCAGCUGCUGGGGCUGGGUACCCGCACCACAGUGGACCGCUCACACUCCAACACCAAUUUCCGGUUGUCGGUUACCAGGGCUGGGCGUCGCGAAGCUGGCAAGUACCAGUGCACAGCCGUCCUGUGGAGGAAGAACUACGACAACAGCUGGAGCAGAGUAGCCAACCGCACUUCCAACCUGCUUGGCAUCAGUGUCCUACAGCCAGAGAGCAAGCUGCGAGUGCAAAAGGCCAACCAGACUCAGGUGUACCUUGAGGACAGUCGCGUCAGGAUCAAUUGUUCCAUCAGCUCCCAGACCAGCCAGGACUCCCAGCACGCUGUGCUGUGGUACGUGAGGCGUGCGACUGGGUCAGAAGCCGAUGAGCUCCUUCUGAGAAUUGAACGCUCGGGGGCCUUUGAGUACGGCGCCUACGCAGACGAAGAGAGACUACGACGCCGAGUGCAGGCUGAGAGGCUGUCCCCCCGUCUCUAUGUGCUGACGCUGAACAGGGCAGAGAACAGCGAUUCUGGGACAUACUACUGCCUGGUGGAAGAGUGGCUGAGUGACCCAGAUGGAGCCUGGUAUCGUCUCUCCAGGGAGACCUCGGGGUUCACACAGGUUCUGGUCAGACAGCCAGAGAUUCGACUGCAGGUGGAAGAAUUGGAGUCAAACGUGACAGUGGAAGAGUCAGCCUCUAUCCGACUGGGCUGUAGCAUUCCCUCCCAGUCGUCCCGAGACUCCCGCUUCUCUGUGUCCUGGUAUGUGGACCGCUCUGAAGACGAGAGCGAUGAGCCAGGUGAGGAAGAGAGACAGUGUGUAUUCUCCAUUGGCCAUGACGCCGUUUUCGGAAAUGGAAACUGCAGCCCCAAAGAGGAGCCGGGGCCAAAUUCCCGACUGCAGUUUGAGAGGAUGACCUCUGACCAGUACAGCCUGACCAUUCAAGAAGCACGGCCGACAGACGCAGGCCGAUAUUACUGCCAUGUAGAGGAGUGGCUGCUAAACCCUCGCAAUGUGUGGUAUCGCCUGGCCACCAACAACUCCGGCUUCACUAUUGUCAAUGUGAUGCAACAAGUGUCCACCCUCCAGUCAGUGGUGUGCUCCAAUGAGUCCCUUUUCUACUUCGUCUUCUUUUACCCCUUCCCCAUCUUCGGCAUCCUCCUCAUCGCCCUUCUGCUAGUGCGCUACAAGAGCCGCAACCACAGCAAGAGUCAAGAAGGCAAGAAUGGCGCUCCACUCCUGUGGAUUAAAGAACCUCACCUCAGUUACUCUCCCACCUGUCUGGACCCACCUGCGCUCAGCCUGCACCCUGGCUCCGUUGACUAAGCAUGGGUCCUUCCCUCUGCCCCCCGCGCACAUCGCGGAUCCAGCCAACAAAAUGCCGAGGAGCAGAUCUGGAGUCCACCUUCAGACCUUACUGUUGUUCACUGCUGUGUUGAAUUAGUCUAUCAGUUGAUCAGUUUAAAAACUUCCCUGGUGGAUGCCUGAUAUACGUUAACGUGUGUGUGUGUGAGUGUGUGUGUGUGUGUGUCUCUGUGUGUGUGUGUGUGUGGACUAGAAUGGCUGUGCCAUGUAAGCACGAAUAAUUGUGCGAAUUGAAGGAGGAAACAUCAUGAGCCUCUCUCAUUUUUGUUUUCUGUGAAACUCAUAGCUGCAUUUUGUUUUGUUUUACUCUGAAUAGUUGUCUAUUUUUUAAAAGAGAAAAUAAACUGGGCACAUGAGAUCAUUGGCCAAUCCUGGAAUAACAUUUAAGAGAAGGAACUCUAUAUUCAAUUCCAGCACUGAGUGGAUGCCAAAACAGUCUCCGCACUGAUCCAAGAGCAGCCACAGCCUGGUCCACUAUGUUGGUUGCCAUAGUGAUUCUUUGCUCCCACUGACUCGGUAGCUGAUGACUUGGUUGCCAGCCUGGAUAGAGACAAAGGCAAGGACACACAAGUCUGUGUCUUAAGUGAGGAUAUGUGUUGGCCCACCUGCCUCCACAAUGAAGUUGCCUUGGCAGACAGGGACAGGUCCACUUAAACACUGCCAGACACUCUGGCCCUAGCGAGAGACUGCUCCGCUCUUCUCCUCUAUCCUCCUCUCCAAAAACAGUAAACAAGAGAAAGAGAGGGAGAACAUUGGAAAUUAUGGAAAGUAAAUGAACAGCUCUCCCCUGCUGAGGAUAUAAGUACAUUGACAUGUGGGAUUUUUUUGAGUGCCAAGACCUACUUAUCACCACGCUGUUCUCUGCAGCUAAUGUUUGAAGUUUCAAAGGGAGCGGGAAAGCUGAUUGGUUUUUGAAGCGGAUUGUAAAUAUGUCUGCUUACCUCCUGCUGUGGGUUUAUGGGACUUUAGGGCAAAAGGGCAAUUUUUACACUGUCGUAAAUCAGUUGAAUUGUCCUGUUUAAAUGACACAGUCAAGAUUAUUGAUUUAAAUUCAAGUCUUGCACAUUUCUUUAAGUUGCCCAGUAUGACCACAUUGUCCAGUCUGUUAAAGAUAUCUAAAAAAAGAUGUCUAAAAAGAUUUUUUUUUUUUAAAGCCACACUGAAGAUUACUAAUGUGUAGAUGUGUAGGAAAACACUUUACAAAUUUUAUCUGCACAUUAUAAGAAAACAAAUUGAUGGGUGGGAGCAAAACGCUUGACUUUUAUGUUUAUUUAAAAUAUUUUUCUAUUUAUUGUUUUUUACUACUUUGCAUAGCUUUGUAAGAUUUUUUUUUUUUUGCUUUGAAAUUCUCUAAGAACUGUGGUCUUGUGUUGCCAGGCAACUGCACCAAGCAGAUUAUGUCAAUAGCCUGUGUGUUGGCAAUGUGGUAGAUGUAGAAAUGCUAGAUUUGUCCUGCGUGUUGCAGUCUGUAGCAUUUCAUACCAGAUUGUCAAGUUUGGUCAGUGUCGAAACACUGUAUAUCUAUACUUAUAAUGAAAAUUAAUGUGGCUUUACAUGUACAGUAGUUGAACAGACGAGUCACAAAAAUUAAUUCACCUAAUGCUUUUUGCUUGAGUUGAGUUUAUUUAGUGAAAUGUGAUGUAACACCUAGGUAGGAUGUUUGAUCAAAGACGGCUGAAACCGAACUGUUAAAACGUCUUCUAAUCAUGGAUUCUAGCUGAAGGCAUCCUCCACAGCUCUCCUGAUGCAAGGCAGAAGGGUUGAAAAUCUGUGUCACCUUCCCUGGGAUGCAACAACCAGGAGAUGUAUGAAAUCCUUUACCCAACCUGGGCCUAACCCUUUCACUGCCAGACUGGACAUGAAAACUCUUGAAAAACUUGACAUUGUUGUCUCAAUCGAUCGUGUCAACAUGUAUAUUGCAUGACAAUAUUGCAGGAGGAAUCUUGAUGUUUUUUAAACUUUGAACUCUUUGAGCAUUGUGUUUGUGUGACAGAGCAGUUUUUUUGGAGCCAGAAGUGACGUGUUUGGACGAGAGGGAGCUAAGUUAUCAGCUAACGCUGGAUCAUCCAUCAUUUGCAUUAACCUAUUACUUGUGAUGGUAAUUUUGGCUAGUGA